UAGGUCGGGGCAGGACAACUGCGAACACAAUCUGUGAAUCAUAGCUUCUCAGUGAAAAACUACCCAGAGAAUCACUCUGAAGUUACUGGACCAUUUGCCACGCUUUCUCACAACCACCAGGAUAAUGUCACCGUGGUCUUUCGGUGAUUUGUCAUUAUUUUAUUGAUAGAAGUUGAUUUUAUAUAGAAACCCUUUUGAGAUUUCCCUCUAGACCGUCGCGCAUUGAUGAAUUAUUAACUCGUGAAAGAAACACCUUCUGUUUCUUGACUGAAGCUCAGAACGUGUUGAACCGGUUAUUAACCAACUUUAUCGCGUCGUGAAGGUAAGCUGUGUGUUUUUAAAAUGAUCUCUGGCCUCAGUCCAGUUUUCAGAGCGCCGAUCGCCUCCGUUAUGCAGCACCACAGCAACCUUCUUCCUUUGAAAAGAUAACAGGAGUUCCGUCCCCUCAACUACCUCUCCCUCACCUCCCGGGGGCCUAUCAGGCCCCCCCUUGGGGUUGCAACGAUGAACGGAGCCCGCGGACGCAUUGUGUUGGCUUGCCCCUUUGGACUCGAGCGUAAUCCUCAGUCUAGUCAAAGUUCACGAGCGCUGCAGCAAUCGUUAGUCCGCCGGUUUGCUCUGCAAGUGAUCGGUGAGCAGCCGGCGCUCGGGAAGGCUCUAGUCGGAGGACGUUGACGGGGAUCCGAUGGCGCACAGUGAGCCCUCCGGCAGGAGGAGACGACGGGCUCGUUCCGGGCCUCCGUCCUCCAUGCCUGCUCCCUCAGGCGGGGCUUCACCGGAGAAGAAUGAGCCUGUGAACAAUCUGCUCAUCUCUGUCGGAGGCCUCCCCAUGUUGGCGUCCAUGGCCAACACCACCGACCCCCGCUUCCGCCUCAAAUGGAAACCCAUCGUGGCGGUGGUCUUCUUCCUGGCGACUUCCCUGGCGCUCCUCAUGCACCAGCGCUCCGUCUCCGGCGACCCGCGCGGCUGGAGGGCCGGUCGCGCUGACGCCCGGCCGCCCGCCCCCCGUUACAACGACACCUACCCGCUCAGCCCGCCGGAGCGCACGCCGCAAGGCGCCCGCUACCGCAUCGGAGUCAUCGCCGACCUGGACAAGAAGUCUCGCCGGAACCAGACGCUGUCGUGGUUCAGCUACAUGCGGCGGGGGCAUCUGUCGGUGUCCCCCAGCGGGGACACGGUGGCGGUGGAGUGGGACGCGGAGAGGGUGGUGCUGGAGAGCGGCCUGUCGGAGAAGGGGCGGGGCAUGGAGCUGUCCGAGCUGGUCGCGUUCAACGGGAAGCUGUACAGCGUCGACGACAGGACGGGCGUAGUCUACCACAUCGACGGGGACAAGAUUGUGCCCUGGGUCAUCUUGGCCGACGGCGACGGCAGCGUGGCCAAAGGGUUCAAAGCGGAGUGGAUGGCGGUGAAGGACCAACACCUGUACGUCGGCGGUCUGGGGAAAGAGUGGACCACCACUGAGGGCGAGUUUGUCAACAACAACCCGAGCUGGGUGAAAGUACUGGGCUUCAGAGGGGACGUGCAACACGAGGACUGGGUUCCCAUCUACAAAUCUCUCAAGGCCGCUGCAGGGUUGGAGCCUCCAGGGUAUCUCAUCCACGAGUCAGCGGCGUGGAGCGACGUCCUGCAGCGCUGGUUCUUCCUCCCCCGGCGCGCCAGCAAGGAGCGCUACGAGGAGACGGCGGACGAGCGCCGCGGCACCAACCUCGCCCUCAGCUGCUCGGCGGAUUUCCGCGACAUCCUGGUGAGCCGCGUGGGUCCGCUUAACCCCACCCACGGGUUCUCCUCCUUCAAGUUCGUCCCCAAUACGGACGACCAGAUCGUCGUGGCCCUCAAGUCGGAGGAAGACGGCGAAAGGGUCGCCACGUACAUCACGGCCUUCACGCUCAAAGGACGCAUCCUGAUGCCUGAGACCCUGAUCGGGGACGUGAAGUACGAGGGCCUGGAGUUCAUAUGAACUUGGAGGCUCGCUGUGUUGACACUGCACUAUUCUUUUUUUUUUCCCCCGUUGAACUUACUGCACUCGCUGCUUCCGCGUCGAGGCAAAGAUUCCACGGAUCGACAUAAACAAUGUCAGCGGGUCCGUAGUCCGUCUCCUCACCGGCACAGAUGUGGCCCUCGACCGUACUGCAGCGUUUCUCAUGAUGAAUGUACACAAGAUCGAUUGGUCGGACUGUGAUUUAUUUUCUCAAAACAUUCAAGUGCGUGCACAUACUGUACAUUCUCAAAAGGUUUGUUUGUCCUGUUUUGCUCCAUGUUAAACAUCAUUCUGUACACACCGAUUUCACUGAAAAAACUAAAAGGCUGUUAUUCUUCACCCAUGUUAUUUGAAGGACAAUGAGUGCUAUACUUGUUUGAGUUUGAUGACUGAGUAAAAUAGCUUGAUUCCUA
Gasterosteus aculeatus aculeatus (three-spined stickleback) is the source of this 2391-nucleotide messenger RNA. RefSeq names its product calcium activated nucleotidase 1a (gene cant1a). NCBI's taxonomy places the organism in Eukaryota, Metazoa, Chordata, Actinopteri, Perciformes, Gasterosteidae. Gene Ontology annotation, molecular function: GDP phosphatase activity; UDP phosphatase activity; calcium ion binding. Gene Ontology annotation, biological process: proteoglycan biosynthetic process. The record is from RefSeq and is a predicted model, not a curated record.